GUUGAUUCUACUACGGCCUAAUGGCAGCAGCGACAGUCCUCGACUCGGUAUCUCAGUUUUAUAUACUCUCGCCACGAGGAGAUACCAUAAUCACGAGGGACUUCCGAGGCGACAUCGUCAAGGGCACGGCUGAGAUCUUCUUUCGGAAAGCGAAGUUUUGGAAUGGCGGUGAGCCGCCGCCGAUUUUCAACCUAGAUGGGAUAUCCUACAUCUACGUCAAGCGGUCUGGUCUCUACUUCGUCCUCACGACCCAGUGUAACGUGAGUCCCAUGUGGGCAAUAGAGCUCCUUAACAACAUGAUCAAGGUUAUCAAAGACUACUGCGGGGUUCUCAACGAGGAGUCUCUUCGGAAGAAUUUCGUCUUAGUAUAUGAGAUUCUAGAUGAAAUGAUCGAUUUCGGCAUACCACAAACCACCAACACUGAGGUCCUCAGAAACUGCGUUCAUAACGAGGCCAUUAUGGUUUCGGAUAGUCCUGGUACGGUCACCGGCGGUGGCAUCCUAUCGUCGCUGCCAGCCUUCAACACUAGUCGAACUAUGCCUUCUACAGCGGUCCACCGACCAAUCGGCCCCGUAGCUCAGCAUGUCCCACAAGCUCCCCCGCAAGUGCCAGUGUCGGCGGCGAACUCCACUAUAGCGGCGGCUCAGAGUGUGGCCUCCUCGGUUAUUUCUACGGCGACUUCUGCGGUGUCUAGUAUGGCUGCAGGCCACAUUCCUGGAAAGGCCGUGCCGGGAGAUCAGAAGAACGAANNNNAUGCCCGAGGCGUCAGUCGAAAAGUAACAGUUCACACGGAAGGUUUGUCAAGAGGCUCUAGUGCGGUCAUCACUGAUGAUUUAGCGGACCCGCUCUCUGUCGCCGAGCUCAUUGGUGAUGUUCCUGAGGAGGAGAGUAGCCCGAAGUGGUCCGAUGUGAAGAAAGAGAAGAUGCUCCCUAGUAGAGGCAGUAGUGGGAAAAUGACGCCGGCGUACAGUUCGCCGAGCUUACCCCAGGCUGAGGAUCAGCGCGAUGGAGAGGCACCAUUACUGAGUGCAUCUGUGUCGUCAGUGAGCUCUGCUACUGUCGAUGUUGGUGUGGGGAAUGUGAGCGUUUAUGCUCCUUCAUCUGAUGCGAGUAUCUGCACAUUAGGAGGAGGAAAGCCUUUGAAGACUCACGGCUCGUGGAGUGAAGCCAUGUGGGCGUCUACGAUUGGUCCCAGAGCUGCUGGGACAAUGCUGAAGGUGCCGUUGCGUCGCUUGAUGGGCCAUUCCAAGAGGAAGUCGUGGAACUCCAAUAUGGAAUCGUACAUCAGCGCCUUGCGCUCAGUGGGAAAGCACCUGUCUGGUAUGAGCGUGGAUCGCGUGAGGAAGCUGGCGGAAAAACCACUACCGAACAAUAUGCUUCCGAAAGGAGUCUUUCGCUUCGCUCAAACCCUCCGAAUCGACGGAAAUCAGGAACCGCUGAAGCUGACGUGGAUGUGGCCGAACGAGAUCACACCCUUGAGGCCACCGGAGCUUGCAGUUCAGCAAAUCGGCCCUAGUGUGAGCGUGUUAAAAGAGAACCCGGUCAUAUUGUAUGUGCCUGGUACCCCUUUCUGCGUCUGGGGUAAGGGCGUUCACCGUUAUCAGUCCUACCUGCUCGCAAAGAGAGCUGAAGCUAUAGUGUGUUGUAUAUGCAGCGACUCGUUGCCACCAGCGGCUUCCUUCCAGGAGGGUGUGACUGAUAUCAAGGCUGUGUACAAGCACUUGAUCAAGAGCAUUGGAGUUGAUCCUGGCUCCAUCGCGAUCGCAGGAGACUCCUUGGGAGCUGGCAUGGCUAUGUUGGCACUCAUAUCUCUGCGAGAUGAAGGAGUUCCGUUGCCGAGUAGUGUUUGCCUGAUGUCACCUAUAACUGAUCUCGCCGAUCAAGUUGAUGACCUUUCGGACGACUUGAGCUCCUCUACAGAGGAGGCGUCUGUGGUGUUGGACGAAGCUGAUGGCAGCACAGCAAAAGCGGCGGCGGUGGAAGAGGAGGAGGAGGAGACCGGAGGUCUCGGUGAUGAUGUUGGGACUAGCGAGCCGAGCGGUGAUGCUGUGGAGAAGCCGGUGGACGGCAGCAGUAGUGAACCGAAGGAAUCCAAGUCGGAGAGCUCUAAAGAAGCGGAUAACAGCACUGAGAAACCCGCGGAGACCGAGAGUGCGACAGCAACUACUGAAACGCCACGUAAACCAGUAGCUGCGGUGGAGAGAAAGGAGAAUGUCGACUACGUCCAGCGUGAUCUGGUGUCUAGUGUGGCACAGUACGCUAUUGGAAACUGCUGUCCGAAUUCCCAGGAGGUCUCUCCUUACUACGCUGAUCUGAGUGGUCUUCCUAACAUGCUUAUCCAGGCCGGUCAAGACGAGUUGUUCCUUCCUCAAAUUGAGCGUUUCGCUGCUAAAGUGUCGGCCAUGAAAAGACCGGAGAUUCACUUUCAGUUCCAGGAGUACGAGGAGAUGGUUCACUGCUUCGAGCUGUUCGGUUUCUGUACUUCCGAGAAUGAAGCCCCUCGUAGAGCCUUGGGGACUAUGGCAGCUUUCGUUCGUGAGCACAUCACAUUGAGCGGAGCGAGCGAGUCGAAUCCCCUGGCGUAGAACUGUUCUCGCGCACAUUUUUUGUGACGUUAUUUCUCUCCUUUUCAAUUCUCGCUGUAAAAGCCGCCUCUCCGCUAAGUUUAGAAAAGCUCAUUAAUGAAUCUGUAUUGAGCUGACGCAGUGCGCGUACUGUCGUUGUUCUGUGUUUCUUUGUUGUACAGUAGCCCUCUUGUUUUUGUUCGACGUGGUUCUCG
Molecule: messenger RNA, 2779 nt
Organism: Perkinsus marinus ATCC 50983
Lineage: Eukaryota; Perkinsozoa; Perkinsida; Perkinsidae
Exons: 21
Coding region: 21-2585 (854 amino acids)
Biological process (GO): protein targeting; Golgi to lysosome transport
Cellular component (GO): clathrin adaptor complex; cytoplasmic vesicle; trans-Golgi network
Molecular function (GO): hydrolase activity
Source: RefSeq, a predicted model, not a curated record